Plasmodium reichenowi is the source of this 1011-nucleotide messenger RNA. RefSeq names its product zinc finger protein, putative. Gene Ontology annotation, molecular function: ubiquitin protein ligase activity. The transcript has a single exon. The coding region runs from base 1 to 1011 and encodes 336 amino acids. Gene Ontology annotation, biological process: regulation of cell adhesion; protein ubiquitination. The record is from RefSeq and is a predicted model, not a curated record. Lineage: Eukaryota; Apicomplexa; Aconoidasida; Haemosporida; Plasmodiidae.
AUGGGUACCUUUAUAAACAACACAGGUAACUUUAGAAACAAAACUUUAAACAGUACCAACAAAACAUUAAAUAUAAAUUAUAAAGUUCAGAGUAUAUCUCCAAAUUCUUCUUUAUUUUGUCCUGUAUGUAAUAUACCUUUUACUUAUAAAAUAAGAAUAAAUCCAUGUUAUCAUAUUAUAUGUAAGACGUGUUAUAAAUUAAGUUUACAAGAUCAAAAAUGUUUAAUGUGUAAUAAUGAUAUAAAUGACAUAGAGAAUAUUUUUAUAAAAGAUCAAAUAUAUAUAUGUCCACAUAAUGAUUGUAAGAAAGGAUUUAUUAAUGAAAAGAGUUACCAAUAUCAUAUAUAUUUUAAACAUAAAUUUUUAAAAGAGAAAAAUGAAAUAAACAGAAAAGGUAGUAAUAAUAGUAAUAUAAAUCAUGAUAUACAUAAUAAUAUAAACGAUACAAUAAAUUAUACUAUCCCCGAACAAAAAAAUAAUAAUUUAGGAAACUUUAAUAUUAAUUUGAAGAAGGGGGGUAUGAAUAUUUCUCUUUCUUCACAUACGUCCCAGUGGCCUAAUGAACUCAUAAAAAAUAGCUUGGACAGUAACAUAAACGUAAAUAUGAAUAAUUUAAAUAAUAUAAAUAAUGUAAAUACGAAUGAUAAAUCUAAUCUUCCAAAUAAUAAUAAUAAUAUAAUAAACCCCUUUGACAUAAAAGCAAAGAAAUUACAAGAAGGAAAUGAACCCCUUUUUACAAACAUAACUACAACGAAUAAGUUUAUGAAUACCAACAAAAUGAGUACGUCAAAUAUAUUAACCAACAAUAAUAAUAUCACUAGUAAUAAUAACUACAAGUUUUUAAACAACGUCCCAGGAACUGACACGUGGACUAAUUCUGUUUUUUCCAUCAAAUCUAAUUUCGACAAAGAUGUUAACACGAAUAAAGGUGAACAAAAUGUUACGGAUGUGCAAAAUAAUAAAAAUAACCAACAAGAUGAUGAGUUAGAUAAUUUAGAGGAUUUUAUGUGA